AUGGUAAGAGGUGCUAUGGUGAUAGCAAGGGGAAGCAGAUUGGGUACACUGUACCAUCUUGAUGCAUGCACAGUUGAGUGCAAUAGUACUUCUGAUAAGAUUGUGAAAAAGACUACUCAGUCGGAAAAGGAGAGGGUUUCUUUUCAACAGAUGGUCAUGGUUUUUGGACUACAAGGCAAGGUUGCAAUAAUCACAGGCGGGUCGGGAGGCAUUGGAGAGGCCACUGUUCGGCUAUUUGCAAAUCAUGGGGCCAAAGUCAUAAUUGCAGACAUUGCAGACGAUCCUGGUCAAAAGCUAGCAGAAUCUCUUUCUCCCUGGGCGACAUAUAUUCACUGUGAUGUGAGCAAGGAGCAAGAUGUAAGCGCAACAGUGGAUUUCGCCAUGGAAAAGCACGGAAAACUUGACAUUAUGUAUAAUAACGCAGCAGUCGCCGACCACCAAAAAGUGAGCGUGGCAGAGUAUGAUAUGAAGGAUUUCGAUCGAGUGAUGAGUACCAAUAUAAAAGGAGUAAUGCACAGAAUUAAGCACGCAGCCCGUGUUAUGAUCCCCAACAGAAAGGGCAGAAUUAUCUCUACAUCUAGUGUUGGAGGUAUACUAGGAGGAGCUACUCCUUACUUAUACACUGCCUCCAAACACGCCAUUAUUGGGCUGACUAAGAACAGUGCGGCAGAGCUGGGAAAAUGUGGUAUACGAGUGAAUUGCAUUUCUCCUUCUUUAGUUGCCACAGAUCGGCUGAUACAGCAUUUGGGAAUGACCCCUUCGGCAGAGGCAAAGGCCCUGAUCGAAGCUGCGGUUCAGGUGUUAGCCCCCUUAAAGGAAGCCAGUCUUGAAGCAGAGGAUACUGCAGGGGCUGCUUUGUAUCUAGCCAGUGAGGAUUCCAAAUAUGUAAGCGGUCACAACAUGGUGGUGGAUGGGGGAAUGUCAGUUGUAUUAGACAUGAGUCCUUUAGCAAAAACUCUAAGCUUUCCGUAG
This is a messenger RNA of Cryptomeria japonica (Japanese cedar), 972 nucleotides long. Its product is annotated as borneol dehydrogenase, mitochondrial-like. Bases 1 to 972 code for a protein of 323 amino acids. The transcript has 2 exons. NCBI's taxonomy places the organism in Eukaryota, Viridiplantae, Streptophyta, Pinopsida, Cupressales, Cupressaceae. The record is from RefSeq and is a predicted model, not a curated record.